CACAGUAGGUGGGAGAUGGUGGCGGGGGACCGGGCACCAGCCCCCAGGCAUCAGAGAGCGCCCAACAGUGGAAGCGCUGUCUUUCAGUUCAUAAUGUCUGCCAACAGCGGUCUCUUGCCUGCUGCGAUGGUCAUGCCUUUGUUCGGACUGGUCAUGAAGGAACACUGCCAGGCUGCCAGAAACCCCUACUUCGAGCGCUUUAGAAUUGUGGUGGUGGCCACUGGCAUGGCCGUGGCCCUCUUCUUGUUGGUGUUGGCACUGGGCAUCACUUGCCCAGUGCCCACCAACACUUGUGUCAUCUCGGGCUUGGCUGGCUGUGUCAUCACGUAUAUCAUGAAGCACUCGCUGAGGGUGGGCGAGGUCAUCGAGGUCCUGGAGGUCCUGUUGAUCUUCAUCUACUACCUCAACAUGUUCCUGCUGUACCUGCUCCCCUGCUGCUUCACCGCUGGGGAGGCGCUGCUGGUGUUGGGUGGCAUCAGCUUCAUGCUCAAGCAGCUCAUCAAGCGCUCCCUGACCGCGGUGGAAAGCCAGGGCGACCCGAUGGACUUCCUCCUGCUGGUGGCAGUGACGGGGAUGGUCCUCAUGGGCAUCGUCUUCAGCGCCCCCUUUGUCUUCAUGGACUCGACAGAAACCCGCCUCUACCUCCUAGCCUACUGGUCUUUGCUGGCCACCUUUGCCUGCCUGGUGGUUGUGUACCAGAAUGCCAACCGGUCAUCUUCCGAAUCCAAGAAACACCAGGCCCCCACCAUUACCCGGAAAUAUGUCCACUUCAUUGUGGUAGCCACCUACGCCCCAGGUAUCAUCUUUGACCGACCACUGCUCUAUGUGGCCGCCACUGUGUGUCUGGCAGUCUUCAUCUUUCUAGAGUAUGUGCGCUAUUUCCGCAUCCGGCCCCUGGGCCACACUCUGCGCAGCCUCCUCUCCCUCUUCCUGGAUGAACGAGACAGCGGACCGCUCAUCCUGACACACACCUACCUACUCCUGGGCAUGUCUCUUCCCAUUUGGCUGAUCCCCAGGCCCUGUACACAGAAGGGUAGCCUGGGAGGAGCGAGAGCCCUGGUCCCCUAUGCCGGCGUCCUGGCUGUGGGUGUGGGUGACACUGUGGCCUCCAUCUUUGGCAGCACCCUGGGGGAAAUCCGCUGGCCUGGAACCAAAAAGACUUUCAAGGGGACCAUGACAUCUAUAUUUUCCCAGAUCAUUUCUGUAGCUCUCAUCUUA
Molecule: messenger RNA, 1218 nt
Organism: Myotis daubentonii (Daubenton's bat)
Lineage: Eukaryota; Metazoa; Chordata; Mammalia; Chiroptera; Vespertilionidae
Product: dolichol kinase-like
Source: RefSeq, a predicted model, not a curated record